Candidula unifasciata is the source of this 687-nucleotide messenger RNA. The record is from the annotation of a GenBank genome assembly. NCBI's taxonomy places the organism in Eukaryota, Metazoa, Mollusca, Gastropoda, Stylommatophora, Geomitridae.
AUGUCGCACACAAAAAUGGACCAGUCUACACUGAUUGGUGCUGACAUGGACAGUGAGGAGGAGGACAUGGGGAGGGACUGGCUGAAGAUCAACAGCAAUGUUAAAAAUGAUGGCUUCCGUACAGGCAUGGAUGCCAGCCAGGAGCAGACACUGCAGUUUGGGUUUAAUGCUGGCUAUAGGGAGGCCUUACAGAUGUCGCUGGCUGGUGGGCGACUACAGGGAGCUAUCUGUGCACACCUAAGUUAUCCUGCUGGGAAUCUGUCAGAACUAAGAGCUGGCAGUGUUGGACAGCCAAAAGCACCAAGCAGCCUUGUGUCUCAUCAGUUACAGAAGCUUCUCUCCUCCAACACAGAACUCCUCUCCAGCAUCCCAAGUCUCCUGAUGCAGUUAAGCCCCACUGAGUCUGGCUGGCAACAACCAGCAAGUCAAGUUCAUCAUACUAUAGGUGGCAACUGUUCAAAUCUGUCCAUUGUGAACACAGGUGCAUCUGUGAAAACUGUAGAUGUCAGCUCUGCACCAAGAGAGUCCAGAGAGUGUUCUCUGGUAGAUCAUAUUACAGGAAGUAAUGAGAGUCCAGGAUCAGAUACACCAGCUUUGUCUUGUCAUCAUGUCUGCAGCAGUAAAUCACAUUUCUGGAGCCAGCUGCAGCAUUUUAGAGCCGAGGGGCAGACAUUUGGAGUUGAUUGA